AUGGCAAACAUUCCCACCCAGAAUGGUACUCCAGGAACCUCCCAACACUCUCAAGACCUGAGGGUCUCCUCCAGUGGGAGUACAACGGCAGUUCGCAAUGAAUUUGAUAUUGAGUUUGAGGAGACUUGUCCGGUAGAAAACAGCUUGAUAGUGUCUGAGAAGGGUCCAGAGACAAACAACACCCGUGGCCUCCAGGAUAAGAAUGUCAAGGAUCUUACUGAUUUUGGACACUUAGGUUCAGUGGCAGAGCCGACACAACCUCAGACAAAUGACGGUGAUGUUCGUGAAAUCGUGCAUCAUGGACUGACUGUCGAAGUGGACGUCACGCAGGAGCAGUCGCAUCAGCAGGCGUUUUCAUCGAUAGAGACCACCAAUUAUUCAAACUCAGAACUGGUUGGAACAGAGCAGGAAUACCCAGAUCCACCAGUGGCCACUAGCCUGGGCUUACCUGAAGGUUAUGUUGAGGCUUUAGGAACUAGCCGCCAGAGCAGUGCAAGAAUGACACCGCCAAUAUAUAGCAACUCAUACACACACAUCUCUCAGUCAUCUUCAACGAGCGCCUUGGAUAGCACACUGAACGUUGGAGGCGAAUCUCGAGCUGAAAUAUCCAGUUCGAGGAAACAGCUGUCGAGGGAUCUAAAGGCGAGGCUGUCUCAAAUGUGA
Molecule: messenger RNA, 663 nt
Organism: Aspergillus chevalieri
Lineage: Eukaryota; Fungi; Ascomycota; Eurotiomycetes; Eurotiales; Aspergillaceae
Exons: 3
Coding region: 1-663 (220 amino acids)
Source: RefSeq, a predicted model, not a curated record